This is a messenger RNA of Eufriesea mexicana, 4125 nucleotides long. RefSeq names its product Death-associated APAF1-related killer. Gene Ontology annotation, biological process: regulation of apoptotic process. Gene Ontology annotation, molecular function: protein binding; ADP binding. The record is from RefSeq and is a predicted model, not a curated record. The transcript is spliced from 9 exons. NCBI's taxonomy places the organism in Eukaryota, Metazoa, Arthropoda, Insecta, Hymenoptera, Apidae. Bases 1 to 4125 code for a protein of 1374 amino acids.
AUGGAUAAAUUACAUCAACAUAUUCUUAAAAUGUUACGGAAGAGUAUAGUGGCUGAUUUGGAUGUACAUAAUGGUAUUAUAAAGCCACUGCAAUCGGAAUACAUAUUAACAGAUCAACAUAUAAUAGAGAUUGAACAUGGUAUUUCCAAACAAGAAAAAGCUGAAAUUUUAUUAGAUAUACUUCCAAGUCGUGGUCCAUCUGCAUUUGAUACUUUUCGACAAGCUUUAAGACAUCACUAUGAAUGGUUAAGCGAAGAUAUGGACAAACUUGAAGAAAGUGGAAAGUCUUUUAGCGAUAUAAAGUAUGUGGGUACACCUACCCUUCCACCAAUUGCACCAUUGACAGUUGUAAGAGAACAAAAGAUGGAACAGUUACAAGAUUAUUUGAAAAAGUUAAAACCAAAUGAAUACAUUGUGCUCCAUGGUAUGAAAGGUUUUGGUAAAUCAUGCUUAACAGCUAGUACAUUAAAGGACAUUAAAUUUGUAAGAAAUGUAUUUUAUAAUGAAGUAUAUUGGAUCAAGUUUGGAUAUAAGCGUCCAGUUGAGGAAGAAAUAAUAAUUCAACUUAACAGAUUAUAUCAUCUUGUUAGAAAUUUGGAGAUACUAUCAGACUCGUUAAAGUCAGCACCUUUAAAAGAUUCAUUAAUCCAUUUCUUACAAAUCUACUUUAGUAGAGAAAAACAUUCUCAUGCUCUGUUAAUUUUGGAUGAUGUUUGUGAUAGUAAAAUAAUUGAAGAAUUUGACUUUGAAUGUAAAACAUUAGUAAUUACAGCUAAUCUUGAUGUUGUAUUGGAGAAAAGACCUCGCGUGGUUCCGAUGAAUGAUGGAUUUACUGAAGCAGAAACUUUAGGUCUUUUUGCUAAGGUGUUGGAUACAAAAGUAGAAGAUCUUCCACCAGAAGCAAAACGAAUCCACGAGGAGUGUAAAGGAAUGCCUUUAUUAAUUGCAAUGUUUUCUGCUCAAUUUGAGGAAUUUAAACAUGAUAUGAAAUUACGUUCAGAUAGAUGGAAAUAUUACUUAGAUUCAUUAAGAAAUAAGGAUGAAAAUAAUCGUGUAAUUAAAAGAUUUUGGGAAAAACAAGAAGCAAUUUUUAAUAUGUGUAUAGAACAGUUACCACUUGAAAUGAGAAAACAUUAUGAAGAAUUAGUCAUUUUUAGAGAAGACGUUAACAUAACACCGCAGACAUUGGAAAUUCUGUGGGAAGGUUGCCCAUUUCAAGUUGAAGAAAUGAUGCUUGACUUAUGCCAUAAGUCACUUGCAGCUAAACAAUGGAAUGAUGAAUUGCACAGUUACAUUUAUGGUGUACAUGAUUUAUUACUUUGCCAUCUUCGAAAGAAAUUUUCAAAAGAUGAAUUAAUAGAAAUGCAUAAAUCUUUGAUUGAAAAAUAUCGUAAAUACUGUAACGGUGAUUUCUCGAAAUUACCUGCAGAUAAUUACAGUUAUUCGUAUAUUGGAUAUCACUUGGAGCAAGCAAAAUUGUAUGACGAAUUCCCGAACAUAUAUUUAAAUUUCGAUUUCGUUCAAGAAGCCAUAGUACACAGUGGCUUAAAUAACUUAUUGAUUGACUUAAACAAUUAUAAAGAAUAUAUUACUAAAAAUUAUGACCCAGUAUAUGCAAAGCAUUUUGCUGAUUUGGAAAAAUUUCUAGAAGAACAUUCAAGUAUUAUAGCAGAACAUAGGCGUAAAAAGUGUUUGGAUAUAGUACAAAUUGCUAUGAGUCAUCCUUAUCAAGGAUAUGUUAAAGACACUGCGAUUGAACUUGCAAAAGAAAGGUCCAAAUAUUUGUAUGUAUUUCAUGACAAAAAAUUAGGACAGAUGGAUAUACCAUGGAGUGAAGAGAUGUCAACAGAAAUACAUACAUCAUGCUUUACAAGUGAUUCAAAUCUAAUUUUAAUCGGAAACGAAACAGGUGAAAUAUUUUUAUGGGAUAGCAUUUACAAAAGGCAACAGGUUUUUAGUGGACAUGACAGGAAUUCUCGUAUAAAAAAGAUUGUAAUAUCUAAUGAAGGAGAUUGUUUCUUGUCACUAGAUGAUCAUGGUGUAGUAAAACUUUUUAGACUUUUCGAUGAUGAAAAUUACGAAGAAAAUAAUAUUGCAAUAUUAAGUCCAAGACAAAAACAAUCUUUUUGGAGUGGAAUUUUUACAAGUAAAAUUCCACAUGAUGAUAGUUCAGUAGUGUUUUCAGUUCCUGAUGAAAUUAUAUUGGACAUGACAUUUGCACAUGAUAAUAGUUUUAUUGCAGCCUGUACAAACAAAGGGUUAAUAAGGAUUUGGGAUCGUCACGGAAAUGUAUUAUCAGAUUAUGAUCAUAAGCCCCAGUCUAAGCUUACAAAUAUAACAGUUACAAUGGGGAGUAAACUGCUCCAUGUUAUGGAUGAAAUGCACGGUGUUCUAAUAUCAUAUUGCAGAUAUGGCAAAGAAUAUCAAUAUAUGUCACAGUACAACCCAGAUUUACAGAAGAAAAAGAUUAUCUUUUUCCGCAGUGUGCCCGAGCAUAUGAAUAAUUCUUUAUUCAUUGUUACGGAAAAGAAAGCUAUAUAUGUCAAAUGGUUUAGAUUAAGCAAUAACCAUAUGCAUAGUUACAAUAAGCAAAUAAGAGCAAUCGUUGAAAAUGAAAAAACUGUUUAUGUUUGUGCCAGUUUAACUAAUGAUGGCCAGUAUAUAGUUUUGGCUGAUUCUAGUGGUUUUAUAAAUAUAUGGAAUGCUGAUAUUGGACUUCAACCAAUAGCUACUUAUAAAAGUCGUGUCUCUUCCUUGGACACGUAUUGGUUAAAAGAAGAAGGAUAUCACAUUAUUUGUGGUAGUGAAAACCGAUUACUUCAUAAAUGGAAUCUUCCAGUAGAAGGAACUGGUACAUUAAUAAGAAAACCAUUGUUUGAUGCAGAAGUGCAGAAUUUUGGUGGUGCUCCUGAUACUAUUAUUACAGAAACGCUUUCAAACACUAUCAUUGCAUUAGUUGGUGAUGAUAAAGUCGCAGAAACUGAACCAAUCGAUGGAAAAAUAAAUAAUUUAAUUCUUAGCACAGAGAAAAUAAUUUAUGUUACUGAUAAAGGCAUUGUCAAUAUAUUUAAUAUAAAAAGUAAAGAAAAUAUAUGUAUAUUAAAUUUUCCAUCUGACGUGGAAUUAGUGAAAAUUUUAAAUCUAAAAACGGAUGUGGUCAGUAAUGAUAUACUCGUUUGUAGAGGGACGGACGAUAACUUAAGGGUGUGGGAAAAUAUAGAACUAAUAUAUUUAAUACAAGAUGCUGGAUAUGUCAUUGCAAUUCAUAAGGUAGAUCAAAAAUGUGUAGUAACAGUAACUCGAAAUGGUAUAAUAACAGUUUGGAAUAUCAAUGGCAAAGAUUGGUUACGGGUGGACAGAGUAACAGUUGGGAGUUCAGAGACAGUUAGUACUUUCAGUUGCUUAAGUUAUCAAAGAAGUUUCUUAACUGUGUUAAAUGAAAAUGGUGAUGUGGUUUUAUAUAAAUUACAAAAAAAUACAAUAUCAGUACCAGCAUGUAUUAAAAUAACAGAAUAUUUUAGAAAAAAAUAUACCCAUAAAUUGACAUGUUGUGAAAUUUCACAAAAUGAAAAAUAUUUAGCUAUAGGUUUUGAAAAUGGAGAUAUUUCUAUUAUUGAUACAUCAGUACUAGAAGAGAUACGUAAAUUAUGCUUUCAUAUAAGUUCCAUUACCCAGCUAUAUUGGGCUCCAUCUGUAAUCGAAGUCCCAAUUUUGCUUUCUGUAAGUUCUGAUGAACUAGUUUGGUGGAAUAUUGCUUUAGCUCUAUAUGUGAACAAGCCAAAAAGGAGAUCACGAAUUGGAAUGAAUCGAAGCAUUAGUAUACCUUCUGUCGAUAAAACAAUAAAUGUUCCCACUCAUAUGUCUACUAGUCAGAGCAUAGAUUCGUGUAUCUACAGUUUCCAAGAUCUGUUAGAAGGUAAAAAUACCAAGAGUGAUAUAGAUAAGCAAAUUAAGUUUUGGAAAUCCAAAGAGGGUAAGGAUCCCAAACGACCAGCAUUAUUAGCUGUUGUCGAGUUACCUUCGAACUUUCUUACUAAAGUAUGCAUAUCUACCGAUUUUACAAAGUUUGUUACAGUUGAUAUAUAUGGGUCUAUUAGUACUUUCACGUUAUGUGGGUAUAAUUAA